AUGUCUGAAGAAAAUAAUUCUCAAGGUGACAUUCCACCUCCACCUCCACCAACUACUGUUGAAGAACAACCGCAAGAACAGGAACCUGUUACUGAAGAUGUUCAACAAGAAGAAUCUGUCAACAUGGAAGGAGAACAAGUAGAGAACAGAGAAGAACAAGAAGGAGAAGAACAAGAGCAAGAGCAAGAGCAAGAGCAAGAACAAACACAAGAACAAGACCAAGAACAAGGGAAUGUUCCAAUGGAAGAAGACUCUAAUGGUAGCUCAGAAAAACCAGAAUUACAACCUUAUUAUCCACCACAACACCAACCUGCUCCACCAGAACCUUAUGGUAAUGAACAUAACUAUCCUCCACCACCACCAGCACAUCACGGCUAUGAGGGUCAUCCUCCAACUCGUCAUCCACAUGAUGUUGAUAGCGGUGAAUUAUCCACAACUAGAUUGUUUGUUAGGCCAUUCCCACCAGAUGUCCAAGAAUCGGAAUUAAAUGAAAUUUUCAGUCCCUUUGGUCCAAUGAAAGAAGUUAAAAUCCUUAAUGGUUUUGCAUUCGUUGAAUUUGAAGAACCAGAAGCUGCAUCUCGUGCUAUCGAAGAAGUUAAUGGUAAAUCUUUUGCUAAUCAACCUUUAGAAGUUGUUUUCUCCAAGUUACCUGCUAAGAGAUACCGUGUUACUUUAAGAAACCUGCCAGAAGGUUGCUCAUGGCAAGAAUUGAAAGAUUUAGCAAGAGAGCACCAAUUAGAAACGACUUUUUCAAGUGUCAAUACAAGAGAUUUCGAUGGUACCGGUGCUCUAGAAUUCCCAAACGAAGAUAUCUUAAACGAUGCCUUGAACAAAUUGAAUAACAUUGAAGUCAGAGGCUCUGUCAUCUCUGUGGAAAGAGAUGACAAUCCACCACCUAUUAGAAGAUCUAGUAGAGGUGGAUUCCGUGGCCGUGGUGGUUACCGUGGUGGUUUCAGAGGUGGUUAUGGUGCUCCAAGAGGUGGAUUCCGUGGUGGCUACGGCGCUCCAAGAGGUGGGUUCCGUGGUGGCUAUGGUGCUCCAAGAGGUGGAUAUCGUGGAGGUUACGGUGGCCCAAGAAAUGAUUAUCGUGGUGGAUACCGUGGUGGAUAUGGUGCUCCAAGAGGUGGCUAUGGUGCCCCAAGAGGUCCUCCUCCUCCGAUGGGUGAUUACGGUGCCCCAAGAGGUGAAUAUGGUACCCCAAGAGAUCCUUACAGAACUAGAGAUAGUGGUGCUCCAAGAGAACAUUCUCCAACCAGGUAA
Arxiozyma heterogenica is the source of this 1260-nucleotide messenger RNA. It is a transcript of the gene NPL3, whose product is annotated as mRNA-binding protein NPL3. Lineage: Eukaryota; Fungi; Ascomycota; Saccharomycetes; Saccharomycetales; Saccharomycetaceae. The transcript has a single exon. Gene Ontology annotation, molecular function: mRNA binding. The record is from RefSeq and is a predicted model, not a curated record. Gene Ontology annotation, cellular component: nucleus; cytoplasm. The coding region runs from base 1 to 1260 and encodes 419 amino acids.